GACGUCACGAUUCGCGGGAGCGAGUGCUUGGUUGAAAUGUAAUGGUGUACGGUGUAGCAUCUUCUUAACUACCAAAUUCGCUCGGUUUCGCCAGUAUAAUGGCACCGCAUUCUGGUGUCAAUGGCGAAAGUAAAGGAGAAGGACAGGACCAUGCUCUUGCAAAAGACGGGGCUUCACUCUAUGAUGUUCUUGGAGUUGACAAAAGUGCAACACAAGAGGAAAUUAAGAAAGCGUAUAGGAAGAUGGCACUGAAGCACCAUCCUGAUAAAAAUCCUAAUAAUCCUGAAGCUACAGAAAAAUUUAAGGAAGUCAAUCACGCACAUAGUAUAUUAGCUGAUCCCAGUAAAAGGGAAAUUUAUGACAAGUAUGGCUCUAUGGGUCUCUAUAUAGCUGAACAAUUUGGAGAAGAGAAUGUCAAAUUGUACUUCAGGCUCAACAGUGGCUGGUGUAAAGCGCUGUUCAUGUUCUGCGGAAUCAUAACUUGCUGUUACUUCUGCUGUUGCUGCUUCUUCUGUUGUAAUUUCUGUUGCGGAAAGUGCAAGCCAGUUCCAGACGAGCAGUGGGAGGAUUUCGAAUUUGACGACGUUAAAGAUGAGGAGGAUCCGAUAACGAAGCAGCCCGGUAGUAACGGAAAUGACACAAGCAGCGAGCAACCCCCCAAAUCACCUGGUGUUGACAGCGCGGCCAGCAACAGUACAGCGAAUUCCGCUAUCCCUAUGCCCUCGUCGUGAAUGACGUAGCAUUAGUGUUCAAAGGGAGUGGGGUGGGUAGAGUAUAUAUUUUUUUUUUUGCUGGCGGCCAUGUUGGAUAUUUGAAGGCUUGUACAAUGAAGGCAACAUGUUCUAGGUGACGAGAGGGUUAAAGAUAUAAAAUGUUUCUAGGUUCAGAAGGAUAAAUCGUAGCAAAGGGUAUGGAUAGGCUUCUGAGAUCUUAAGCUAACAGCUCUGAAUUGAGAUAGCUUUGGGGACUGGAGAC
Messenger RNA from Pocillopora damicornis (cauliflower coral), 975 nucleotides. Its product is annotated as dnaJ homolog subfamily C member 5. NCBI's taxonomy places the organism in Eukaryota, Metazoa, Cnidaria, Anthozoa, Scleractinia, Pocilloporidae. The record is from RefSeq and is a predicted model, not a curated record.